Messenger RNA from Rhodamnia argentea, 2025 nucleotides. RefSeq names its product imidazole glycerol phosphate synthase hisHF, chloroplastic-like. NCBI's taxonomy places the organism in Eukaryota, Viridiplantae, Streptophyta, Magnoliopsida, Myrtales, Myrtaceae. The record is from RefSeq and is a predicted model, not a curated record. Gene Ontology annotation, biological process: L-histidine biosynthetic process. The coding region runs from base 140 to 1903 and encodes 587 amino acids. Gene Ontology annotation, molecular function: oxo-acid-lyase activity; imidazoleglycerol-phosphate synthase activity. The transcript has 19 exons.
GCAAGGAGCAAAGUGUACAGUGCCCUUCGGACCAAUAUAUUUGCGGAGUCCAACAUAAUUGUUCUUCUCUUUCAAGUCUACUUGAAGCAAAAUCAAACCAAGCAUCUCAGAGAGAGACUACAGACAGCUUUUUCUGCAAAUGGAGGCGGCGCCGUUUGGCUCAGCGUUCGCGUCUAAAUCACUCUCGCCACCAUCUUCAUCCUCUUCUACUUCACAAUCUCUCCUUUACUUUCGCUUCAACAAAGCCCGCCUCAAGCUCAAAUCAUCCAGAACCUUCUCUGUUCGCGCCUCCUCUCGGGGAGGAGAUUCUGUGGUGACUCUGCUUGAUUAUGGUGCUGGCAACGUCCGUAGCGUCCGGAAUGCAAUUCGCUAUCUCGGCUUCGACAUUAAAGAUGUGCAAACUCCAGAAGAUAUUUUGGGUGCAAAUCGCCUCAUCUUCCCAGGCGUUGGGGCAUUUGCUUCUGCCAUGGAUGUGUUGAAUAAGAAAGGGAUGGCUGAAGCUCUCAGUACUUAUAUUAUGGAAGAUCGCCCCUUCCUAGGAAUAUGUCUUGGACUGCAACUACUCUUUGAGUCAAGUGAGGAGAAUGGCCCAGUCUGUGGUCUUGGAAUAAUCCCUGGAGUGGUUGGUCGCUUUGAUGCAUCCAGUGGUUUGAGAGUGCCUCACAUUGGCUGGAAUGCCUUGAAAUUUAGAGAAGGCUCUGAAAUUUUGGAUGAUAUUGGAAAUCGCCACGUCUAUUUCGUUCACUCCUACCGUGCCAUACCAUCAAAAGACAACAUGGAUUGGGUUUCCUCUACCUGCAAUUAUGGCGACAAUUUCAUAGCUUCUGUAGGGAAGGGGAAUGUGCAUGCAGUACAAUUUCACCCAGAGAAAAGUGGAGAUGUGGGUCUGACGGUAUUGAGAAGAUUCUUGUCUCCAAAGUCACACAUAACAGAGAAGCCUCCAGAAGGGAAUGCCUCAAAACUUGCAAAAAGGGUAAUCGCUUGUCUUGAUGUGAGGGCGAAUGACAAGGGAGAUCUCGUUGUUACCAAAGGCGACCAAUACGAUGUAAGAGAGCAUACGGAAGAGAAUGAGGUGAGGAACCUCGGCAAGCCUGUGGACCUUGCUGGGCAGUAUUACAAGGAUGGAGCAGAUGAAGUCAGUUUUCUGAAUAUAACUGGUUUCCGCGACUUCCCCUUGGGUGACUUACCAAUGCUGCAGGUAUUGCGAUACACAUCGGAAAAUGUUUUUGUACCGCUAACCGUUGGAGGUGGAAUUAGAGAUUUCACAGAUGCAAAUGGCAGGUACUAUUCCAGUCUAGAAGUCGCUUCAGAAUAUUUUAGAUCUGGGGCGGAUAAGGUUUCUAUAGGCAGUGAUGCGGUUUAUGCUGCUGAAGAAUAUAUAAGAACAGGAAUGAAGAGUGGAAAGAGCAGCUUAGAAGAGAUAUCUAGAGUCUAUGGGAAUCAGGCAGUGGUGGUGAGCAUAGAUCCUCGUAGGAUGUACAUCAAUAGUCCCAAAGAUGUGGAGCUCAGAUCUACAAGGGUAACAAAUCCAGGUCCAAAUGGAGAAGAAUAUGCUUGGUACCAGUGUACGGUCAAUGGAGGACGAGAAGGUCGGCCAAUUGGAGCUUAUGAGCUUGCAAAGGCUGUUGAAGAGUUGGGUGCUGGAGAGAUAUUGCUUAACUGCAUUGAUUGUGAUGGUCAAGGAAAAGGAUUUGAUAUCGAUUUACUGAAGAUGAUUUCUGAUGGCGUGAGCAUCCCCGUGAUAGCAAGUAGCGGCGCGGGCUCUGUUGAGCACUUCUCGGAGGUAUUCGAGAAGACCAAUGCAUCCGCCGCGCUUGCUGCGGGAAUAUUCCACCGGAAGGAGGUGUCGAUUCAGUCUGUGAAGGAGCACUUGCUAAAGGAAGGCAUAGAAGUAAGAAUCUAGAGGGAGAAUCGCCGAUCAGAAUCGCAAGUGGGCGGCGAGUGUUUUGCUCGGGCUGAGUCGUCAGACAAAAAACCAUCUAGGUUAUCGGUCUUGUGUUACAUCGUUUCUUUCGUAUGCACGUU